This is a messenger RNA of Chanos chanos (milkfish), 1299 nucleotides long. Its product is annotated as SUN domain-containing protein 2-like. Gene Ontology annotation, cellular component: meiotic nuclear membrane microtubule tethering complex; nuclear envelope. Bases 1 to 1299 code for a protein of 432 amino acids. The record is from RefSeq and is a predicted model, not a curated record. Gene Ontology annotation, molecular function: protein-membrane adaptor activity. Lineage: Eukaryota; Metazoa; Chordata; Actinopteri; Gonorynchiformes; Chanidae. The transcript is spliced from 10 exons.
AUGCCAAGACGCAGUGAGCGACUUAUUUCAAGUGGGUAUUACUCAAAUGCCAGCUCUGUGACCAUCACCAGCUCCACUGGAUACACUGGCCAAACGUCUUACAGGAAAAGCCCACUGAGGAAUCCUAGGCCUAGGACCAGAAGGCACAAAGGAGCCAGCUCCUCUAGUGUGUCCAGCUCCUCCAGUGUGUCCAGUGAGGUUUCCCACCGGCCCAGGACCAACACCAGUGACAGUGAGUGUCUGUUCUCUGCCCCUGACCAGCACUCUGCCCCUGACCAGCACAGCAUAGCCCCUAGGUUGAAAACUGACAUAGCGAGUCUGAGGGUGGACACAAAGAAUGUGGAGCCUUAUGUGCACCGGCAGCGGGAACAGGAGAUGGCUGGAAUGCAGGGUCUGAUUAGUGGUUUAAAAGGGCAUGUAUCCGAUCUCCAGUCGACCUCUGACCUGAUUCAGCAGAGAAUGGACACCCAGGAGAAGCAGCAUGCUGAGAGUACCUCGAGACUGAAGCUGGAGCUGUGUGAUCGUAUGUUUAAGUUCCUUUCCUCAAGUGUCAGUCACCUGAAUGUGGUACUGCGCUCAGACCUCCAGGAGGAACUGGAGAACCUGGAGAAGAGAAUACUGGAGCGGCUUGGGCGGGACAGAGGAGAGCAGAGAACAGACGUCUGGAGAACUGUGGGAGAGACUCUUCGGCAGGAAGGAGCGGGAGCCGUCACCAUACAGGACAUGGAGAAGAUUGUUCAGAGAGCCCUGAGUUUGUAUAGAGCCGACGGGAUCGGGAUGGCGGACUACGCUUUGGAAUCUGCAGGUGCAAGUGUGAUAAACGCACGUUGUUCGGAGACGUACCAGACCAGGGCAGCGUCCUUAAGCCUGUUUGGGUUCCCUGUGUUCUGUUGGUCAGAGAGCCCUCGUGUGGUUAUACAGCCUGAGGUGUACCCUGGAAAAUGCUGGGCUUUCUGUGGUUCCGAGGGAUUCGUAGCGAUCUCUCUCUCCUACCCGAUCCACAUCACUCACGUGACUCUGGAGCAUCUGCCCAAAGUCCUGUCCCCGCCUGGACGGAUCGACAGCGCUCCACGGGACUUUGCUGUUUAUGGUAUGUCCAGUGUGAAUGAAGCAGGAAAUCUUCUAGGAAAGUUCAGUUACGAUUGGGAGGGAGAGUCAGUUCAGACAUUCAAACUGCCAAACUCUCCAGAGCAGAGGAUUUACAGGAUGGUGGAACUCCGUGUUCUGAACAACUGGGGUCACCCUGAGUACACCUGUGUGUACCGUUUUCGAGUUCACGGGGAACCAUUGUCUGUGUGA